Molecule: messenger RNA, 1828 nt
Organism: Dermatophagoides farinae (American house dust mite)
Lineage: Eukaryota; Metazoa; Arthropoda; Arachnida; Sarcoptiformes; Pyroglyphidae
Product: organic cation transporter protein-like
Biological process (GO): transmembrane transport
Cellular component (GO): membrane
Molecular function (GO): transmembrane transporter activity
Source: RefSeq, a predicted model, not a curated record
GUCUAGUUUUUAUUGAAUUUAAAAAUUUUUCAUUCAGUCGUGCUACAACAAUAUUAAUGUAUAUGUGUCAAUUAUUAAAAAUUAUGGAAUCAAAAUCAAGUAGUUUAAGUAGCCACACAAGUCGUGUAUAUGAUCAACAGAAAAAUAUCGAUGAAAUUCUUUCACAUCUUGGCCAUGUUGGCUAUUAUCAGAUACAGCUUUAUAUACUUUGUAUAUUGCCAAUGUUUGUGGCUGGAAUGUUGGCAACUUCAUUCAUAUUUACAACGGCAAUACCGGAACAUAGAUGUUCGAUACCUAUUUGUGAACGAUUCAAUACAAAUGAUGAUAAUCAUUGGCCACAUUCCAAAUAUGAAUUAUUCAAUCAAUCAUUCGUGGUGUUUACAACACCGAUGAAAAAAUUGAAUCAACAUUAUGAUGAUUGUCAUAUAUUUGAACAACGGAAUAUCAAUAUUAAUAAAUCACCGAAUUCAACAAUCGAAUGUAAUGAAGAUAUGUUCGAUAAUCAAACAAUAAAAUCAUGUGAACAUUAUGUAUUCAAUCAUCGAUAUUUUCAAUCAACAAUUGUCACUGAAUUUCAGCUUUAUUGUCGACCAGAAUUUGUUCAAUUAAUACAAUCGGUUUAUUUUUUCGGCGUAUUGAUUGGAACCAUUUUGAAUGGAAUUUUAGCCGAUAAAUAUGGCCGCCAAACAAUAAUAAGAAUUUAUAGCCCAUCAACAGUGUUGGUCUUUUUGUUCUCAAUCUUCUCGACAAAUGUCUAUUUUUAUGCAUUCUGUCUAUUUCUUAAAGGAAUGUGUUCAGCAGCUUUGUUUGAAACAUCAUUUACACUUAGUCUAGAAUGUUUAGGUGGUAAAUGGCGAUUUUGGCUUGGCAAUUCAUCGAAUGCAAUAUUUACUUUGGGAAGUAUUUAUGCUUGUCUUUGUGCAUGGUGGUUACGUACAUGGAAAUUGAUUGAAAUUUCUGGUCUAAUUCCGGCAAUGUUUCUAUUACCAUAUCCAUUCAUAUUACCAGAAUCAUUACGUUGGGAAUUUACCGUUGGUAAACCAUCACAUGCAUUAUAUCAUAUUGAUAAAGCUGCACGAAAAAAUGGUGUGAAAAUAGCCAAUGAAACGAUUGAGUCAUUUUUGGUUCAAACUAAAAGACUAACAAAAUCGGAUAAACCAAAAGUUUCAAUCAAAGAUCUAUUCACAAAUAAAUCGAUACGAUUAUAUACGAUAAUUUUCCUUUAUAUUUGGUUCACAAAUGCAUUAGGAUAUUAUGGAUUUUCAUUUCUUUCGGCCGAUUUAAAUGAAAAUAUUUUCAUUUCAAUGACAUUAUUGAUGAUUGUCGAAGUACCAGGCGUACUAUUAACAUCAUAUGUUGGUGGAUUUUCACGUAAAUACGUACUGAUGAUUAUUAUGAUGAUGGGCGGUGGUUUUUGUGUCGUUUGUUCAUUUAUGGCCACCAGUGAUUGGAAAAUGUUUUUUGCAAUUCUCGGAAAAAUGAGUCUAGCCGGAUCAUUUUCAUUGGUUUUCGUAUAUUCAGCUGAAAUAUUUCCCACUAUAAUUCGUAUUACUGGACUUGGUGUUUGUUCAUUUGCAUCACGUCUUGGAGCGAUGAGUGCACCACAUCUUGUUGAAUUGCAUUUAUUAGGAGAUUCAUUACCUUUCUUGGCGAUCGGUAUACUGACACUUAUAGCCGGUUCAUUAAGCAUUCUUAUGCCUGAAACAAAAGAUAAAAACUUACCUGAUUCAUUGGAAAAUGCAUAAAAAUCUUCGAAUCGAAUUCUUAAAUUUCAAAAUUUUUUUUAUACAAUGAAAGUCGUUGUCUUGAUGUACUUGCAUCAUGUUAA